Molecule: messenger RNA, 4977 nt
Organism: Synchiropus splendidus (mandarinfish)
Lineage: Eukaryota; Metazoa; Chordata; Actinopteri; Syngnathiformes; Callionymidae
Gene: gpc4
Product: glypican 4
Exons: 9
Coding region: 1418-3100 (560 amino acids)
Biological process (GO): cell migration; regulation of signal transduction; regulation of protein localization to membrane
Cellular component (GO): extracellular region; synapse; cell surface
Source: RefSeq, a predicted model, not a curated record
GAUGAGAAGAACAAGAGACGUUAAAACAUCACAGUUGAGGGUCUCCGGGACUCAGAGCUGAGACGAAACGUUUGGCCUACUUCAGCAGCGCCGCCGUCUUAAAACGCUUUUAAGAUGUGAAUCAGGAAAUGACAACAAUUCCAAGAGUAAAGGACGUGUCUGUCUGACAUCUUGUGACUCAAGAAAAACUCAUUUUAGUGUCGAAGCAAAACAGCCGCAUCACACAAGCAGAGAGCAAACUUAUGGAGGUCAAACAACAUGCACAGGAAACACUGAGGCGUGGAGCUGCAUGUAUCCGAAAGACGAAGAGAAUGAUUGAUCUUGUCAGUGAUUUGACUCCACAGUUGUGACACCAAGGAAGUCGGGUCACUUGAAAGUGUUGUGGUUUUUCAUCUCGGCCGUAGUCUCUGGGGAAGCGGCUAAAACGGACAGAAGACGGUCCGUCGCUGCAGUUCUGCCCGUCUCACGCGGCCGGAGAGAAUGAGACCAGAGAAGACUAUUAUGAAUCGUGACCAUACUUCAUCAAGGUCUGUUGACAUCGCUCUUGUUUUCUCUGUUGGCAGCUUGCUGUCCAUUUAAGGCCUUUGAGGCGCCGUUAGCGUGAGCUAGCUUACGGUCAUCUUUCAGAGUGACCAGAGUAAUGAACCUUAGCGUUUGGAGGAGAAAAUCAUGAGUCGUGUGUGUAAAUCUGAGCUUAUGUUGCAUUUGUACUCGACAGCAUGCAUUAAAAUGUGUUGCUAAUGGAAUCAUAAUUGGGGGUUGGUCAUGAACAGGUAUUAGAUGUUACUGGUGAAUGUUUCACGGUGUUGGUGGAGCAGAGAGGCUCCAGUUCCACUCCAGUCCUGAUUUUUCUCCUCCAGUCCAGACCGCUUCCACAGCUUGUGUCCCGAGGUGGGUCGCUCCUACUCCGCGCUCCGCCCCGUGAUUCUCCCUCCCCGCGUCUUUGUCCCCGGAACUCGCCCUCUCUCCUGGCUCCCCAGACCUCCAGUCUGCCCGCAUCUGGACCCCAGGAGCAGCAGCAGCAGCAGCAGCUCACAGCUCACAGUCCGGUGUCCUGGCCCACGGCAGGGGAAGCAGCGAGUGCCGUUGGAACCGCUGGUCGAAGCCGCAGCAGAGAUUCUCGCCUGCGGUCCGAAGUUGCUGAGCACUUUCCAACUUUUCCUUGCGCGAGUUUUGGUCCUUUUUUGUGACCGAACUCGAGUGUCUUCCGGUCCCACAUAUUGUGUUCGUCCAGGACCACUUUUUUUUUUUUUUUUUUUUUUUUACUGUGAUUUGUACUUUUGGGUUUGGGCGCCGAAGUGACCGCGAGUGGAAGCGAGCGGCUCCAUGCGGGAGCUCAGCUAGCCGAGCCUCACCUGAGCCCCCCUGCUUCACCUUCUGUUUCAAGCCUCAACACUCUCCUCCGAGUUUCGUCGACAUGAAGUGGCUACUGGUGGCGUGUGUAGCGAGCACGCUGGCCGUGUCGUGGAGGUCGGCAGCUGCGGAGCAAAAGUCGAAAAACUGCAACGAAGUGAGAGCAGCGUACAGCUCCAAGGGCUUCAACGUCAACGAUGUUCCCAACAAAGGAGUGAACGGCGCUCCUCUGAAAGUGUGUCCACAGGGUUUCUCCUGCUGCACUGUGGAGAUGGAGGAGAAGCUGAGUCAGCAGAGCCACUCAGAAAUCAAAGCUCCCGUCCUGAGGCUCAGCACCAACCUGCAGUCCACCUUCAGACUAAGACACGAACACUUUGACAAGUUUUUCCGUGAGCUGCUGAAAAAAGCCGAAGCGUCGCUGCACAACAUGUUCGUGCGCACGUACGGCAUCAUGUACGUGCAGAACGCCGAGCUGUUCAAGAACUUCUUCGAGGACCUCACCAAGUACUACGUCUCCGGCAGCGCCGCCAUCAACCUGGACUCCAUGCUGUCUGAGUUUUGGGCGGACCUUCUGGAGAGGAUGUUCCGGCUGGUCAACGUGCAGUAUGAGUUCAGCGACUCCUACAUGGAGUGCGUCAGCCGCCACACGGAGCAGCUGCAGCCUUUCGGGGACGUCCCUCGCAAGCUGCGCAUCCAGCUGACCCGGGCGUUUGUGGCGGCGCGCACCUUCACACGGGGGCUCGCCCUCAUGCCGGAGGUGGUCAACAAAGUUUCAACGGUCAGCGCGUCUCCCAGCUGUGUGCGCGCAGCCAUGAAGAUGUUGUACUGUCCGUACUGCUCGGGCCAGGUGGCGCUGAAGCCCUGCCAGAAUUACUGUCUGAACGUGAUGAGGGGAUGUUUGGCCAACCAGGCGGACUUGGACACAGAGUGGAACAACCUCCUCGACGCCAUGCUGAGUCUGGCCGAGCGGCUGGAGGGCCCCUUCAACUUCGAGUCUGUCAUGGAUCCGAUCGACGUGAAGCUGUCUGAGGCCAUCAUGAACAUGCAGGAGAACAGCAUGCAGGUUUCUCAGAAGGUGUUCCAGGGAUGUGGUCAACCCAAACCAAGCAUGGCCUUCCGCUCCAAACGGUCGCUCAAAGAAACUGGCUUCACCGGCCGCUUCCGCCCGUACAGCCCUGAUGCAAGACCCACCACAGCUGCUGGCACCAGCCUGGACCGCCUGACCAGUGACGUGAAGAAGAAGCUGAAGCACGCAAAGAAGUUCUGGUCCACGUUACCCGAGACCGUGUGCGCCGGAGAGAGGAUUGCUCCCGGGGACGAGUGCUGGAAUGGAACAGCCAAAAGCAGGUACGAAUCGGUGGUCAUUGGAAACGGACUGGCUAAUCAGGUGUCCAACCCUGACGUGGACGUGGACAUCACCAAGCCGGACGUCGUCAUCCGCAGCCAGAUCGCGGUUUUGAAGGAAAUGACGAGUUGGCUGAAAGCUGCUCACAGCGGCAACGACAUCACGGUUGAGAACGAUGACGAGAGCAGCGGAGGAGAAGAGAGCGGCAGCGGCUGCGACUCCCCGUCCUGCGACACAGACCGGGACAUCUACUUCUCCACGCCCCCCAACCCCGUCAAACCACGGGUCAACCUGGUGCAAGGCGGCUCCUCCUCGGGCGGGACGGCCCUCCAGGGCAGCAUGGCGCUGGCGCUCUGCAGCCUGGCCCUGGCCCUGCUCCUGCUCGCUCCUCACCUGAGAUAAAACUGGCUGAUCAGGGAUGGGAAGAGAACGAAUGACUGAACGAACUGUGGGAAAGACUUCAAAGACUUCAGCCUCCAGGACCUUGGACUGUCUGCCAGGCGGGAGGAGGGGGGAGGGGGGCCAGGAGAAGCUUCUUAAAUAUUACAGUAACUUCACUUUUAAUGAUUUUUGUGUUUUUAAGACAGCCGUGUACAGACAUGCUUCCCGAAAACAAGUCACCCCCACCCCCCCCCCCCCCACUCCCCUCCUCUGUUCUCCUGAGGCCAAACUUAUGGCUCUAUUAGAGCUCCACAGCAUCCUGGCUGCAGUUUGUUUCCUCAUCCAUCCGGUCCAGAGUGGUGACCUUCUGAAGACCCCGCGCCCUUCUGUCUGUGUGCCAUCAAGGAAUCUUUAGUCAGUAGUCGUGGUUGCUUCGUUGCUUGUCAACAAUCCCUUUGCACACCUGGACGUUUCCCGCUUACCUCCAUGAAGGAACAGCGAGAGAAGCCCUUUCCGAAUCAGCCGUCACUCGCGCCUGCAGGAGCGUCAUGUCUGCUACAACUCGCUAACUCUUGUCCUUCUCCGUCAUCUUUCAUUGAACUCCUCCCCGGUGCGCUCAUACCUCAGUGCAUGCGCUCAUUGUCAAUGCAAUCUGUUGAUGUGAAAGUGUGUGAUAGUGAUGUGAUUUUUCUGGUGACAGAGGAGGCGGAGCUGGCGCUCCGUCAGUUCAGUUCAGCACAAGAGAUCUGACGGGGACGGUCAUAGGAACGCGUGUCACGUCAGAGCGGAGAGCAGGAACCGUCGGCGGCGUGGCCUCGGAGUGAAAUCACAUUUAUACAGGGUUUUAAGAUGUGUCGUACUUUUGAGAUCAUUUUGAUAUGAAGAUAUAUAUAUAUAUAUAUCUAUAUAUAUUAGGUACUACAGCGGCUUUUACUGCUAGUUUUAGGUGCAGGGCGAGAAAGGUGCUUUUGGAAGUCGGGAUCUCCCCAUCCUCAUCAUUUCAACUCAAAGGAUGCUGCAAAGAUGGAUGGCGUGUCGGAUCAGUCGUCAUCCUGCCGUCCGAGCGUGAGAAGUGUCUUGAAAGUCCCUGAAAUGCUUUCAUUUCAGCUGCCUCGCGUGGCCUUUUGUACAAAUUUAAGUGUUUGUCUUGUAGUGGUUGCAAACUGGAGCGAGGGUUUUUGGAAAAUUUGAAACCAGCCUUCUGCUCACGGUUGAGGGCUGCACACAACCUUUUGGCCUCAUGUUUGACUUUUUGAAAUUGACAGGUUGAUUGUAAGUUAAAAUCCUCCUCUCUGCAGAGUCAAUCGGUCUGGAAAUCAGAUCUUGGAAGAACAUCUAUGCAACCCACAGAAAUGAACAUAGCCUUACCUAGUUAAGGAAGAGCGCGGGUGGUUUGAAAUUCUGCGUUCUUUGUACCGUUCCACCGACGGGAGAGUCAUGUGGAGCACGAGGAGACCCGGCCUGCGGAGGAAAGUGGGCGGCGAUGAUGGAUGUCUGCUUGCAGGCCCGGGCAGAACCGUGUUCCGGCUGGCUGGAGGGCUUCCAGCAGAGCGGUGGUGUUCGUGUGAGCCACGGACGGACGGACGGACGGCCGUCUUGUGGCGUCGACCUUUAGUUGCACAGGUGUGGAGGGUCACGCAUCUGCCUUCGGCCUGCGCGGAAAACAGAAAGGACUCACGAGAGGAGCGACUGAAAAGAUGAACAAAUGUGUAAAUAAAGCGCAGCCGUUUAGAUGUCUCUAAAAGAGGCCGUAACUGUACACCGGAUUUUUACUUUGAGAGUAUCGGAUAAAUGUUAUGAAGAGAACGAGAUGAGGUAGAUGUUAAAUUGUAUGAGAAAAGUGUAUAUGAAACGACAUUUUAGUCUUGUUGAAAUAAAGACUGCCAAUAUUUAAACUC